Linum trigynum is the source of this 3509-nucleotide messenger RNA. The record is from the annotation of a GenBank genome assembly. NCBI's taxonomy places the organism in Eukaryota, Viridiplantae, Streptophyta, Magnoliopsida, Malpighiales, Linaceae.
AUUAAUUUGGGGGUGCGCCUACGGUGACAUGCAUGUCACAGUGACUUGCACUUUUUGGUCGACCUCAGUUAGGAUUAGGUGGACCUCAUAUAGGAUUAGGUCAACCUCAUGUAGGAUAAGGUCGACCUCAUAUAGGAUUAGGUCGACCUCAUUUAGGAUUAGGUCGACAUAAUCGGUUGUUUCAGUGUAAAAAUAGUUUCAUGGUGCCUACUUUGGAGAUUCAUAUCUUACAAUUGGCUCGAUGGAAAUUGGAGAUUAAUGGCUUGUUUGAAGCUGGAGUGUCCCUCUACACAUUGAAGUGCUUGGGAGCUCGAUAGGAAGUCCAAAAGACAAUUUUUGAACUUGAUCAAAAGGCUAUGCCAAAACUGGAAAAUUGGCUGAAAAUUGUUAAGUCUGGGAACGUGUUUGUGAAGCCUACUUUAGAGCUCAAUUCGAGAAGCAUAGAUGCGAGUCGAGUCCAGGGGCCUCUACCACGUUACAUUAGGUAUGUUUUUAUACAAAGUCAAGUCAUUGGAUCAAAGAUUGAAUAUCUGUAAAGCUUCCCAAUUGCUCUAGAAGUGUUGUAUGCACCACCUCUGGAACCACUUCCAGGCUGGAUCCAAACCUAAAAUGGCAGCUCUAAUCCCGGUGUGGUGAUCAGAGUCAAUUGUCAAGUUCGUCCUCCUAGUGAUGUGAAGGUGAAUUUGUCUGAAGAACCAUGUAUAGCUUUCGGUAUUCUCUCCCUCAACAAUGGCGAAGGCUAAAGGAAAGACUUGUUUAUUUGCAUCCGCUCUACUGGCAAUCAUGAGAGUGCCUUUGUACUUGCCGAUAAGGAAUGUUUCAUCCACUUGCAUCACAGGGACACAUAAGACAAAACCAUCAAUAGAUGGCUUGUGGAAUUCAUUUUCAAAUUCCAUCUCAAUUCCUAGGAAUUGCUAUAACUAGUUCCAAUUCCGUAGAAUUCAAAAUUUAGAAUUGAAAAUGAAUUCUUUUAUAUACCAAAAACAUAAAAAGAUUUCAUCUCAAAAUGAAUUCCUCAAAACUUAUGGAAUUCGUUUAUACCAAACGAUAUCUUAUAGUCAUUUUACACAACCUCUUAUAUUAAAAAGCACUUCAAUUAGUUUUCAGCCAAACUCUCAACUGCUUUUUUUGAAAAAAAAAUACUUCUCUAAUAGCUCCAGCCAGAAGCUGCUUAUGCAAAAGCUACAGAAGGGGCAAACUAGCCCAUAGACUGUAAUGCGCUUUUGAGUUUUCUUUGGAUUUGGAAAUGUGGACUGGGUUAGGAAAGCAAACUACAAUCGUCAAAUCAAGAAACUAAACGAAAACAUCUCGUGUUUUUUUAUUUUAAGUUAAAAUACAAAAAUUUAACAUUUUCAAAUUUCAAGCUCAUUAUUACAACCAUUAAAAAUAUUAAAGAUUUGAAAAAAUAAUAUCUCUUAAUCCUCGCUACCAUUGGAAGCACCCCGCCGCCGGGGAACGUCAAUCAACAAAAAUUAAGGUACUACAUAACACUAAUAACAAUUUCCCCUGUUUUUUAUACUUCCCUUGGUUCUUCAUUUCCCCUGUUUCUGCAUCUAAAACUCCAUGGUUUUGGCAAUUUCAGGACACGAUCAAAGCCCCGCUAUCGGAAGCCAAGACGAUGAAGAAAGCAUCACUAGUCAGCAUUGUCGUAACCACCAUCUUCUACAUGCUCUGCGGCUGCUUCGGCUACGCAGCCUUCGGCGACCAAUCCCCAGGAACUGUCACAUGUGGCAGAUGACAUGGCGCCAACAAGGUGACAACAAGGCGGCUGCACAUGUGGCAUGCAUGGAAGACUAGUAGCAUAGAGAUGCUCCUAGGAUUCUCCACCUAAAUGAGAGCUUAAUGGUGCACUUAUGGGCUACAUUAUGGGUAGCAUUAUUAGAGUGCAUUAUGGGGGGACUUUAUGGGGUGUAUUGAUGUAGAGGGACCAUUAUGAGGGGCAUUGAUGCCUUGUAUGAGGAGAGGCCUAUAUAAGGAGCCAUCUCCCUCACUUGUAACUCAUUCCAUCAUUUUUUAGAGUAAUACACACUAGAGAGUUCUCCCAAUCCUUUGUCUUUGUUCUUGUCUUUGCUUGCUUGUGAGUUUGAGAGAAAGGCUGUCUAGCGCUCUAACGGAGUUGAGAGCUAGGGCCGCACGAUCGAGAGUAAGGUCGUGACAGAACCUCCUGACCGGAUUCUGCUUCUACAAACCAUACUGGCUCCUCGACAUUGCCAAUGUCGCCAUCGUCGUCCAGCUCGUCGGAGCUUACCAGGUCUACUGCCAACCGGGAACGAGGAACAGCUGCGGCGGGGUGUUUCCACUGUGAUUUGACCGGGAAAUGGUAAUUUCUUUUUGUUAGGAUAUGACUUGAAUUUGAUUUGACUUUGGGUUUUGUUUGACUUUUUUCCUUAUAUGUUUGGGGAAAAGGUGUUUGGUUUUCUGUUUGGGAUUAGGAGAAGAGUUCUAUAAAUACUCUUCAUCACCCUAGUUUGUAGUAAGGGUCAGUCGAGUUAGUUUGUUUGGUUUGUCCGUUUGAAAUUUGGUUUGUAACCUGUACUCUCCUCAAAUUAGUGAAAUUUGUUCUCCCCUCCCCGUGGAUUAGCUAGCACACAUUUUGUUAGUGAACCACGUUAAAUUUGUGUUCGCUUGUGUUGAUCUUGAUUGUCGAUUGCACGCUUCUGUUCUGACACUUUUGAUUGACGUUCCCCGACGGCGCUCACGGCGGGGUGCUUCCUGGUAGUAGGGAUGACAAUUUCGACCUGACACGAUUUACCCGACCUGUUUGACCUGUUUUGAGGCAGGUCAAACCCGCCCCGCAGGCGGGGCGGGGCGGGCAUGGGUACCUCUCAUCGACCCGACCUGCCCUGACCCGCCCCAUUCUCGACCCAUUCUUGCCAUUAUUACAUAUAAUAUUAGUCAAAUUACUUAUGAUUUUCCUCUUAUUACAUUAUAUUUUAGCUAUAAUAAAGUUGUAAAUAAGUGAAAACCUCAAUUUCUUCAAUAAUUUAACUACAUUUUAUCAUAUUAUGGUUUCUUUCUUGGUCUUUUAAUGAAUACGAAUGUUUCUAAUGUUUUUUGCAUAAAUUACAUACACAAUGGGUCGACCUGCCCCGACCCGCGCCCCGUGAUAAAUUACCCGACCUGGACCCGACCUGCCAUGGGGCGGGUAUGGGUAUCAAGAUACCCGCCCCGGACCUGCCCCAUUGCCAUUCCUACCUGGUAGCGAGGAUUAAAAGAAAUUAAUUUUCAAUUUUUUUUAAUGGUUGCAAUAAUGAGGUGGAAAUUUGAAAAGAUUUUAAAAAAAAAUUAAUUAAUAUUUUAAUUGUCACGUCACUCAUUUAACAGUCAACUAUGAGGGUUGAUUACCACGUAAGCAAAAUUUAACAGAAAUGGACGGAGAGUGACCAAACUUAAAUCAUUUAACGGGUUGAUUACCACGUAAGCAAAAUUUAACAGAAAUGGACGGAGAGUGACCAAACUUAAAUCAUUUAACUAAUUUUAGUGACCACAAAUGAAAUUAAAUAUUUUUA